GAGCUGAGAUAUUUUAAUUUAUUAAAAAAAAACUUAAACUAGCGAGAAGAUGAAAUAUUUUACUAAUAUUUUCAUCAUAGCGUACUCCAUUUAUCUCUUCACUGCAUUUUGCCACUGCCAGCGAAACUUCUCUUCAAGGGCGUCUUAUUACAAAACCCAAGACGAAAUGGGGAACCCAAGUGGAGCAUGUGGGUAUGGAGAAGACGGAAGAAGUGCCAACAACGGUGAGGUUUGCGCCGUCUCUAGACGUCUUUUCAAGAACGGUGCUGGUUGCGGUGCUUGCUAUCACGUAAGGUGCAAGAGCAAGGGAUUGUGCAGUCAAGAAGGAGAGAAUGUAAUGGUUACUGACUAUGCAGAAGGGCACGAUGACGUAGACUUCGUCGUCAGCUACCGCACCUUUGAGAGACUCGCUAGGCUGCCGAGGAUGACAGACAUUUUGACAUCCAAAGGUUUUGUCGACAUUGAAUACCAGAGGGUUUCCUGUGGCGGCGUCGCUAGAAACCUGACAGUGAAGAUCCACGAAAACAGCCAAUACCCUCACUACCUAUCCCUUAUUGUUCCGACCAACCAAGGUGGUGCUAGUGACAUUCUCGCUAUUGAGGUCUACGAGGAGGACAAAUACCAGUGGAUAUCGAUGCGGCGAGUAUAUGGUGCAGUAUGGGACUUACCUAACCCGCCAAGUGGAGAGCUAAAGUUGAGGUUUCUAGUGAGCAGAGAGUUUGAUGCCAAAUGGGUAGAGACCGAGAAGGCAGUUAUUCCCACAGAAUGGAAGGCUGGGCUUAUUUUUGAGACUAGCAUUCGAGUUAACUAAGUUGGCUAUUAAAAUUUAACGUAUACGAAGCAUUUCAUCUUUCUCUUGAGAUAUUAUAGGUAAUGUGAUUGUGAGUCAUAUACAUUAAUAAAUAUAGGCUUUUAAG
Cuscuta campestris is the source of this 917-nucleotide messenger RNA. Lineage: Eukaryota; Viridiplantae; Streptophyta; Magnoliopsida; Solanales; Convolvulaceae. The record is from the annotation of a GenBank genome assembly.